Molecule: messenger RNA, 297 nt
Organism: Echinostoma caproni
Lineage: Eukaryota; Metazoa; Platyhelminthes; Trematoda; Plagiorchiida; Echinostomatidae
Source: the annotation of a GenBank genome assembly
AUGGGUUACUGUUGCUGUUGUUGUUGUUGUUCAUGUUGUUCUCAUGGUGGUGAUGGUGGUGGUGGUGACGUUGAUGGUGGUGGUGAUGGUGAUGUUGGUGAUGGUGGUGGUGAUGUCGAUGGUGAUGGUGGUGAUGGUGUCGGUGGUGGUGUUGGUGGUGGUGGUGGUGGUGGUGGUGGCGAUGGUGGUGAUGGUGGUGAUGGUCAUGGUGGUGGUGAAGCUGGUGGUGGUGGUGUUGGUGAUGGUGAUGCUGGUGAUGGUGGUGGUGGUGCUGGUAUUGAUGGUUUCAUUGGUGGU